This is a messenger RNA of Rhineura floridana, 2649 nucleotides long. RefSeq names its product reticulon 4 receptor like 1 (gene RTN4RL1). Lineage: Eukaryota; Metazoa; Chordata; Lepidosauria; Squamata; Rhineuridae. The transcript has 2 exons. The record is from RefSeq and is a predicted model, not a curated record. Bases 279 to 1670 code for a protein of 463 amino acids. Gene Ontology annotation, molecular function: protein binding.
CGGGGCGCAGCGCGACGCCCUUUGGAGGCGCAGCCAGUCUGAGAGAGGGGAGGGGAGGAGGCAGCGGCUGCCAGCCCGGAGGGGGCGGCUCCCCCCCUAAAAGCGCCGCCGAGCAGAGCCGGCGGCGACCAACCAGGCGCGGAGCGAGGAAAGAAGCCAGCCAACCCGCCCGCCAAGGGAGCUGCAGCCGCCGUCGCUGCCGGCCGCGCGAUGCGGCUGCCUGGAGCUCCAGCGAGCCACUCUCGGAUUAUUUGCCGCUGCCGACGCCGACGCCGCCGAUGCCCGCUGUGAGCGCUGCUCCGGGGAUAAGCCGCCGCGCCUUCAAGAUGCUCCGCAAAGGGGGAUGCCUGGAGUUCUUCCUCGUGCUCCUUGGGCUGGAGAUCCACUCCUCCAGUGGCUGCCCUGUGGACUGCGUCUGCUACCCAUCUCCCAUGACCGUCAGCUGCCAGUCCCACAACUUCCUGGCCAUCCCAGAGGGGAUCCCAGAGGACAGCGAGCGGAUCUUCCUCCAGAACAACCAGAUCUCGCUGGUGCUGAGGGGCCACUUCAGCCCUUCCACGGUCACUCUCUGGCUCUACUCCAACAACAUCACCUUCGUCGACCCCAACGCUUUCAAGGGCUUUGCCCACCUGGAGGAGCUUGACCUCGGAGACAACCACAACCUGCGGGAGCUGGCGGCUGAGACCUUCCAGGGGCUGGUCCGGCUCCACGCCUUGCACCUCUACAAGUGUGGGCUCAGCUCCUUGCCCAGAGGGAUAUUCAGCGGCCUGCACAACCUGCAGUACCUCUACCUGCAGGACAACCACAUCGACUACCUUCAUGAAGACCUCUUCGUUGACCUCGUCAACCUCAGCCACCUUUUCCUGCAUGGCAACAAGCUCUGGAGCCUCCACCAGAACACCUUCCGGGGACUCGUCAACCUGGACCGCUUGCUCAUCCACCAGAACCAGCUCCAGAGCAUACACCGGCGGGCUUUCCAUGACCUCCGGCGACUCACCUUGCUUUUCCUUUUCAACAACAGCCUCUCUGAGCUGCAGGGAGAAUCCCUGGCCUACCUGGAGGCGCUGGAGUACCUCCGCCUGAAUGGGAAUCCUUGGAACUGUGACUGCCGGGCCCAGUCUCUUUGGGAAUGGCUGCGCCGGUUCCGGGGUUCCAGCUCCAGCGUCAUUUGUGAGUUCCCAGAGAAAUUCCACGGCACAGACCUGAAAGAACUCAACGCCGAGAGCUUCCAUGGUUGCACCGGCUCGGAAUCCCUCCACCAGAUCACCGGGCCCAGGUUCCCCCCCUCGGCUGACAGGGCGCCCCCCAGAGACCAUCCACCACUCCACUCCUCCAGGGAGAAGGGGAAAGCGAGGGCAGGGGAGCAUGGGGCCCAACCCGGACAGCGCCCAGGCUACAGGAAGAACUGCACCAAGAGCCGGAACAGGACCAUCAAGGCUCCAUCCCUGGGGCCCUGGAAGAACACUGAGAUGCAAGACUACGAGCACAAGUCCAACUUCGGCCUGCUGCCUAAGCAGAAGGGCAAGUGCCAGCGGACACUCAUGCCGCCCCCCAGCGGGGUCCAGCAGGCGGCAGGGGGCGGCACGUGGAGCACAGGGGCGAGGGCCGUGGGGGCUGCCCAGGCUGCUCUAAUAGCCGGGAUGCUGGCCUUGGUGGUGAUUAUCCGCUGACAGUGGGUUGCCCAGAGCCAUGCGGAACCACGAACACGACUGGUCUCUAGAGCCCCAGCAUUACUAGUUUUACUCCUUCUUUUUCUCUGCGUCAAGGGUUUGGCCCUGUCCAGGUCCCUGUCCAUGGCCGGCGAGGAGGGUUAUAAGACGCGGACCGUGUGGGGUGCGCGCGCUGUGCUGCGUGACCACAGGAUGAGAUUACAAGCAAUACCCCACACGCUCACCACAAGCAGCCCCAAUGGAGCACCCUCAAAAAAGGGAUUUUCCCCUCCCCUCCCUUAAUAAAAGGGACUGAAGCUAAUCCUUGGAUAGUGUCGACUGCAAAGAGGCUGUAAAAUCCCUGUAAAACCCUGUUAAUUUGAGAGGGAGAUAAAGAGGGAGACCCUCCCCGCACCUGGGAUUACACAAAAGGAACCACACCGCUGCUGUCAGGACAUCACCAACCAGGCCUCCAUGAAUGGGGUCGGGGACACGGGUCCAGCACUGGUGGCCACGGUGGCUGUGGGGCACCUUUCAGCUUCCUUGUGGCUCCGAGCCAAAGCAGGCUGGAAGUCUCUUGGAAGACAGUAUCCAGGUUCCUGAAUUGCCUCAGGAUUCUUUCAUACCUUAGCAGGGCAGGGCUGGACUGCUGGGAUGGGAGUUGCCGGAUAGGAUGACCAGAGGAAAGAUGGGCAACGGCAGGCAGACUAGAGGUGGAAACUUUUAACAAUCUUUAAAACAAAGGUGCAUUUUUUUCUUUUUCUUUUUUGCAACGUCUGUGUUCACAUCUAAAAUAAAACCAAUACACAGGUUUUCCCCACCCUUUGGUUACCCUGAUGUGAUGUCCUAUGAUGUUUAUAAACUGCAACGCAGAGAAAACAAGCAAAAGGGACAGAUCCCCAGACCGGACCCAAAGGACCCGUACUGAUGCAUUUACAGCAAGAGGAAGAAAGGAAGAGUAUUUUGGGUGGGUGGCUGCGAGGACUUGGCGCCCGCUUGG